This is a messenger RNA of Magnusiomyces paraingens, 1386 nucleotides long. RefSeq lists its product as uncharacterized. Lineage: Eukaryota; Fungi; Ascomycota; Dipodascomycetes; Dipodascales; Dipodascaceae. The transcript has a single exon. Bases 1 to 1386 code for a protein of 461 amino acids. Gene Ontology annotation, molecular function: clathrin-cargo adaptor activity. Gene Ontology annotation, biological process: clathrin-dependent endocytosis; intracellular protein transport. The record is from RefSeq and is a predicted model, not a curated record. Gene Ontology annotation, cellular component: AP-2 adaptor complex; cytoplasmic vesicle.
AUGAUCUCCGCCAUCAUCAUAUAUAACCUCAAAGGUGAGGUCCUCAUCUCGCGUCUUUACCGUGAUGGACUGCGGCGUUCCAUUGCUGAUGUCUUUCGUAUUCAAGUCAUUUCAAAUCCCGACAGCAGGUCACCGGUCUUAACCCUUGGGUCUACCUCCUUUUUGCAUAUUCGCCAUGAAAACCUCUACAUUGUAGGAAUUACACGAUCCAACGUCGAUGCUGGACUCGUCUUUGAGUUUCUUUAUAAGCUUGUCGACCUGGGAAAGUCGUACUUUGGCACAUUUGAUGAGAACGUUGUCAAAAAUGGGUUUGCUCUUAUAUACGAGCUGCUUGACGAGGUCCUGGACUUUGGCUUCCCACAAAAUACAGAAAUCGAAACCCUCAAGCGAUACAUCACUACAGAAGGCCUCAAAACUUCAACAAACACAGCAUCCAGCGUGGUCAACCUGGCACGUAUUGGCAAAAAGGACGAUUCCAGUAGUAACGGCAAUACAAAGUCCAAGGGUGCUAUCACGACCCAAGCAACAUCGGCCACACCUUGGCGUCGCCCAGGCAUAAAGUACCGCAAGAACGAGGUGUUUGUAGACAUUUUCGAAGACCUCAACUUGCUGAUGAGUGCCACAGGUAGCGUCAUCAAAGCGGACGUUGCAGGUCGCGUCAUGCUUAAAACCCAUCUGUCAGGACAGCCCGAGUGCAAGUUUGGUCUCAAUGACUCGUUAACUCUCAACACGCGUGACGUUUUUGACGACGAAGGUGACAAUGACGAUGACGACUCCAAUAUUGGCCACAUGGCCAAUGCCGGCGCAGUCAAACUCGAAGACUGCCAGUUUCACCAGUGUGUCCGACUCGAUGACUUUGACAGUGACCGCAUCAUCUCCUUCAUCCCGCCGGACGGCGAGUUUGAGCUCAUGCGGUACCGUGCUGUGGAAAACAUUAAUCUGCCGUUCCGCGUCAUUGCUCAGGUUACCGAGGUGGGCCGUCUUAAAGUUGACUAUGAAAUCACCGUCAGAGCAAAUUUUGGCGCUAAGCUUUAUGCAACUGAUGUGGUCGUACAUGUCCCAACCCCACUCAAUACUACAGACACAACGUGCUCGACCUCCGGGGGUAAGGCAAAGUAUGAUCCGGCAGUUAACCAGAUUGUGUGGCGCGUUGGACGGUGUGCUGGUGGAGCAGAAUAUUCGUUAAGAGCAUCCGCACAACUCACUUCAACUACGGUUCUUAAGCCUUGGACACGUCCGCCCAUCUCCAUGGACUUUUCACUGUCCAUGUUCACCUCAUCUGGUAUCAUGGUGCGGUACCUCAAAAUCUUUGAAAAGGCCAACUACGCGACCGUCAAGUGGGUCCGCUAUUUGGUCCGUGCAGGGUCUUAUGAAAUUAGGUAUUAA